CCAUGAACUAUUUGAUGAUGAAACGAAACCAAACGUAAGGUUGAAAACAGUCAGAACGAGAGCUUGUCUUCUUGAUGCCUGUGUCUCCCCUCCCCCUGUCGUCUCUGUCUGUGUGUGUAGUUCAGGGUGCGCCAUAGAAACAAACCAAGAAAAACCCAUCCUUAUCCACAGGCAGUUCCCCCCUCUUCCUUCCUUCCUUCCCAUCAUCGAAUCCAACCCACCACAGCCGUAUGCACCGCCCACAGCCACUGCACAAAAUUCCUUCUUUUUCUCGGGAAACGAACGUCCCCCCAACCUCCACUCGAUCCAUCUCCACGGACCCAUCUGCCCUCUGAAGCUCGCCAAUCAAAUGGCUUCUUCGAUCACGGCCCCAGGCCCUCAGGGCAUCACCUUCGCCAACCCUAAUAAGCUCUCGUGCUCCUCUUCCGCGAGGAGGUCCCCUCUCGCGGCGUUCCCGCCCCAAUCGCCUUCCCGUGGCGCCGACUCCUUGCUCUGCCUCUGCCACGGCCGGUCGUCCGAGCCGCCGUCCCAGCCCGACCGCCCUGUUCCUUGGAGGUUUGGCUCUGUGAUUCAGGACUUAGUGAGGUCCGCGGUUCAGAGCUUCGAUUCUUACAUGAAAUCGCAGAAGCAGGGGACGAAGAGCCCCGGGGAAAAUGGCCAGAUGGAGGAGUCGAAAAAGGGUGGCUUGGGCGAUGAGUGGGGUUGGGACCGGUGGAAGAAGCACUUCGAGGAGGUCGAUGAGCAGGAGCGCCUUAUUUCCGUUCUAAAGUCGCAGUUAGGUCGUGCUGUACAUAUGGAAGAUUAUGAAGAAGCUGGUAGGCUUAAAGUGGCAAUUGCAGCAGCAGCUACGGGUGACACUGUUGGCAGGGUUACAGCUUACCUGAAUAGAGCUAUAGCAGAAGAACGAUAUAAAGAUGCAGCCUUAAUAAGAGAGAAUGCUGGUGCUGGGCUGGUUGGAUGGUGGUCUGGUAUUUCAGACGAUAAAGAUGACCCAUAUGGCAUAAUUGUUCGUAUAACUGCAGAACAUGGAAGAUAUGUGGCAAGAAGUUAUAGUCCUCGGCAACUUGCUAGUGCUGCAGUUGGUGUUCCCUUGUUUGAGGUCUUCCUUAAGGUGGAUGAGAAAGGCGAAUACAAACAGCAGGCAGUGUACUUGAAGCAGAGGCGAGGGCAAGAUACUCCUUCCGGUACUUACAAGGCAUUCAGUAAUGCCAGUACUGUUCCACUGGACUCUGCUGAUGGAAAGAGCAGUAUACUUUUUACAAGCAGUGAGGAGGGGGAGGAUGGGGAGGAGGAAGAAGAGGACAACAAUUUAUCUGGAGAUGGUUCUGAUCUUCCUGAGGAAGUCCCUGGGUUUAGGAAUAUUCUAAGAGAUAUGAUUCCUGGCGUGAAGGUCAAGGUUUUGAAGGUGACUGCUCCAGGUAAGGUAGACAAGGACAUGAUAUCAAAGGUGAUUGAGCAGAUGAUGGAAGAAGAAGACGAAGAAAAUGACGUUGAAGUGGAAGAGUUAGACACUGACGAUGAAGUUACCAUUGAAAGCGAUGAGGAGAAAGAUUUGAUUGGUCUAGAUUCUGGUACAGGAGUUUUGGGAAGCAAAGGGCAGGACGAGUUUGCUGUUAAGGUGGUUGUGGGUGGUCUCAUGCAGAGACUGUCCAGCAGUGUGAACUCGGAAGAUCUGAUUCGUGUUCCUGCAAAACUAGAGAAGAGAGGGCGUUCUUCAUUUUCUUUCUCUAUGGAUAAGGUCAGUGGAUGGGGCUCUAAUGGAAAGAAGCAGGGUCCGAUGAAUAAAGAAGCCAAAUUAAAAGGUCAACGGAGCAUGGACCAUGUUAUGUUGGAUCUUGCGAAAUUCAUUGGUGGGGAGAAGGUACCAUUAAAGGUGCUUAAAGAUGUUGGUGAGUUAAUAAGCCUCACACUAAGUCAGGCUCAAAACCACCGACGACUUUCCGGAUCAACAACUUUUAAUCGCAUCGAGAUCCCGAUAACUCUUGAUCCGUUAAAUGGAUUGUACAUUGGGGCUCAUGGAAUUUACACCUCAGAGGUAAUUCGUCUUAGACGCAGAUUUGGGCAGUGGAAAGAAGAUGGCUGGAAACAGAAUCCAUCUGAUCUCGAGUUCUAUGAGUAUGUUGAGGCUUUGAAGCUCACGGGAGAUCGUUAUGUUCCAGCUGGUGAGGUGGCAUUCCGUGCAAGGGUUGGAAAAAGAUAUCAGCUUCCUCACAAGGGGAUAAUUCCAGAAGAACUAGGAGUGAUUGCUCGGUAUAAGGGCCAAGGGAGGCUUGCGGAGCCUGGUUUUAGAAACCCAAGAUGGGUGGAUGGCGAGCUGGUUAUUUUGGAUGGAAAGUAUAUUAGAGGAGGGCCGGUCGUUGGGUUUGUCUACUGGGUCCCAGAAUACCAUUUCUUGGUAUUCUUCAAUCGGCUGAGGCUUGAGGAUUAGAUAGAUUCUCAGCGUGCAUAAAUACUGGACCUUUCUGAUGUGCUGCUCGGCUUUUUUGCUGAGGCUGUCCUCGGUCUUGCUGUAAAUUAUGUUUCUACUCGGAGCGAUCUGAAGUGAGAUUUACUUGGGAAUAUGCUCAUUCCAGUAACCUCGGUGGACUAGCAAAAAUCCGGCAGCAAUCUCCUUUCUUGCUGUUGAAGAUGAUCUCUUAUCUGAGAAGGCUUCCUUUUCUGCGGCUGAGUGGGCAGAGAUCACCUUGGAUGUCUCGACCUCCUGUACAGUGCUUUCUCCCUCGACUCGUUGCUUCGCUUCCCGAGAACUCUCGUCUCCUGUCUGGUACAUAGAACAUCGGUCCAGAGACACAUUGGGUUGGGGCCUUGGGAUUUUGGAUUUUCGACGAAACUGCUCGUAUUAGUCUAUCGUGUUGAAAAGUUUUUUUUGACACUGCUAAUGUUUCUUUGCGACUCAAUGGCAAUGAAUGAUAUGAUAUAGUUCUUUCUUUACCACUAAA
This is a messenger RNA of Punica granatum (pomegranate), 2939 nucleotides long. Lineage: Eukaryota; Viridiplantae; Streptophyta; Magnoliopsida; Myrtales; Lythraceae. The record is from RefSeq and is a predicted model, not a curated record.